GUCAAUAUUAAUUGAAUGUUGAAAUUGAAAGGUUGGAAAAUGUCAAAAUUUUAGUGUUCAUGUUUAUUUUAAAAUCGUCGAAAGAAUAGAAAAAAAAUAUGGAGGUAGAUGAGGAAAGUACUUUCUCAACUCGGUGGCUUCAGUUGUGUCCAUUUCGAGGCGUUAGCUCAAAGUCGACAAUCGUAGACGAGUCGGAGGAAUUUCCGGAACCAGUCGAUCCAUUCGGUCAUCUGGUGGAAGAGGACGAACCGUCAGACCAGAAGAAGUGUAGCUAUCUGAGACUAUACUUGGAUGAGUGUCGCAAGUAUGGCGUUACCCCGUUGGGGUACGUUUGUGGAAUACUGCUGAAGUUGGACGAGGGUAUUGAAGGGAUGAUGGAGGUCGAUUUGAAUCGCUUCGGUUGCAGUAAUCUUCAAGUGCAGAUAGUAUUGGACUGUCUGGCACAAGCUUGUCCGGAUCGGUUAACUGCAUUGAAUCUUGACCAUAAUUUGUUGAUGAACUGUGCACUGACUCUCAGUGUGGCAGGGUUUCUACAAGCAUCACGUAGUAUUAUCGAGCUAAGCUUAACAAAUUGCAGUUUAAGCGAUGUGGAGGCGGUGAAAGUGCUGGCGGAAGCAUUAUCGACUUCAAGUGUGCAGCGCCUAAAUCUAGCUAACUGUCAGCUAGGUGACGCCGGUGGAGCGGCCCUGUUCCGUGGGAUGACCCUUUCCGACAGCAUCCAGGUGAUCGAUGUCAGCUGGAAUCGAUUGGAACAUGAAGCUGGCUUCGCAGCCGGUCAGUUUCUUGCAGGGAAUACUACCCUGCAAGAGUUGAUCUUGAAAGGGAACCGACUUUAUUUGGAGAAGGAAUGCAUUGUACCCUUUCUGAAGGAGCUGACAAAGAAUGAGACUUUGAAGAAGCUGAACUUGGCUUGGAAUGCUUUGCAGGGAGCGUCCUUUGCGCAGGCCCUCUACAAGGCUUUGAAUGGAAGUGCGGUUGGGGUUAUAAAUUUGGAAAUGAACUGUUUUCGGUCGGAGGAAGCAAUGGCUUUACUUAAGGUGUUCCGCAAGUGCGAGACGCUUCGGGAGAUCUAUCUUGGUGGAAACUUUUUCGCCGUUGAUGAAAUUAAGGAACUUGUGAAAGCAUUCGCAAAGAACCCCGGACUAAAGGUGCUGUCCCUUGGCGAAUAUCAGUUCGUAUCGAAAGUGACUGCCCGGUUAUCGAAGCGUUUCAUGAAUCGUGAUACCUCAAAGCAAAUCACGUUUGGUGGCAUUCUGCUAGCUAAUCCCCCCGCUCCAGUUGACGUGCCGGAGAUGUUACUCGAUCGGUGCCGUUUUCUCGGUUUCAAACCUAAGAAGAAGAAACGAAAGAAGGAUUUGGGGCAUCUGAUGUUACAGCUACAGCAUCUAGACGAGCCACUUUUGACCAGGGAAGACUUUACUGCUGCUGUGAAAAAGUUCCGAAUAAAAUUGGACAAAAGUCUAAUGGGAUCACUGAUGGACGCGUUCGCUGAUCGCAAGCUAGUCGACAUCGGGGCAAUGGCUAGCAAGUAUCUAGAAAAAUACCCUACGGAACCACCUCCAGUGAAGCAGAAAAAGAAGAAGUCUAGUAAGGGCAGGAAAAAGAACGGGAAAUCAAAAAAGUUCUGAUCCGCGGCAAGCGCACCGGACUUCUGAGAUGAUAUCGGUGAGUAAAAAAUAGGUCACUACAGGCAUCGAGCGCUGAAACUUUGCCAUUUAGGGUUUGUGAGAUAUUUCCCAUACAAAAACAAUUAUGUAAUCCAGUGUGCCUGCUUAGAUAUCUUGAUUCGGAUAAAAACCUCUGCAGCAGUUUGUUUUCUUUCUGCUGACGCGCGCGGUGAAUAGCUGCUAACAUCUCAAUUUCGCGUAUCCUAUAUUGGACCCCAGCCAAGCACCAAAGACCCGCUAACCUGGCAGCAGCCGUCCCUCGCGGAUGGAUAUAAUAGGUUAAUUAAGCACCAUUAUUCCAAUAAACUUUUCUAUCCGCC
Messenger RNA from Wyeomyia smithii (pitcher-plant mosquito), 1987 nucleotides. RefSeq lists its product as uncharacterized. Gene Ontology annotation, molecular function: protein binding. The record is from RefSeq and is a predicted model, not a curated record. NCBI's taxonomy places the organism in Eukaryota, Metazoa, Arthropoda, Insecta, Diptera, Culicidae. Bases 99 to 1628 code for a protein of 509 amino acids. The transcript is spliced from 3 exons.